GCCGCGCUGAAAACAUCCUCUGGUUCCAGAGGCCUGUCACCCCUGACUUCUUGUUAAAGUACAAUUGCCCAGUGCUUCGUGCGAACUUUCCGCGGACCUAAUCGCAACCGAAAGUGAAAAGAAAGCCUGGCCAAACAAAGAGGAUUAAGCCCGAGGCGAGCUGCAGGAAUAAUUGUGGCAUUGUUUGCCAGCGCCCUUUAUAAGGUGUUUGACUGUCACGCCGCCGGAAAGUCGCGAAUCGGGAGUCCUUUGUGUGUCGGCAUGCGUGCCAGUCAUUUGCAUAAAUUGGCCAUCUAACUCGAGUCCUUUUUUUGCGCGGUGUGUGAAUGCGAGUUUGCCAAACAUUCCGAGACCCGAAAAACAAAUAAAGUAAAUUGCCCUGCUACAAUGGCGGGCUCAAGCGUUUUGCGGCCCAUUCUGCUGGCUGUGCUGCUGGUAGUGCUGCAGGUUUCCGUGGCAACCGUGCGUGGAGCCGCCACCGCUGGGGUUGUCCUCAGCGACGUGAACAACAUGUUGCGCGACGCCAAGGUGAUGACCUCGGAGAAGCCCGUCGCGCACUCGAAACCGGAAACGGAAGCGCCCGAAUCCAGCGUGGAGCUGCUGCGCUUCGUCGAGGACGACGAGGAUGGCGAGGACCUCAGCUCCAUGGAAGACCCUUCGAACGGCAGGCGGAUGGCCGACCAGGUGCGCCUGCUGACCAAGCAGCUCAACGCCCUCAUGCUGCGGCGCCGCGAGGAUUACGAGAUGCUGGAGCACAAUCUGCGCAAAUCCCUGCGGCUCACCACCAAUGCGGCCAGCGUGGACGCCGACAUGCGCAGCGAACUGAACCAGCUCAGGGAGGAGGUGGCCUCGCUGCGCUCCUCGCAGAGUGGCAACAAGGAGCGCCUGACCGUCGAGUGGCUGCAGCAGACCAUCUCCGAGAUCCGCAAGCAGCUGGUGGACCUGCAGAGGACGGCCGGCAACGUGGCCAGGGACGUUCAGCAGCGCAGCUCCACCUUCGAGGAUCUGGCCACCAUCCGCAGUGACUACCAGCAGCUCAAGCUGGAGCUGGCCGCCCAGCGGGAGCGCCAGCAGCAGACCGAGGUCUACGUCCAGGAGCUGCGCGAGGAGGUCCUCCAGCAGGAGCAGGACUUCCAGCACGCCCUCGUCCGGCUGCAGAAGGGGACCCGCAAGGAGGGCAGCUCGGCCAGCGUGGAGGAGGAGAGCGGCAGCCAGGACGCCAGCCAAGAGCCCACUGGCCUAGAACCCACUGCUGACCACAAGCGUCGUCACUGUCGCUUCCAGAGCGAGCAGAUCCACCAGCUGCAGCUGGCCCAGCGCAACCUGCGCCGCCAGGUGAACGGCCUGCGGUUCCACCACAUCGACGAGCGGGUCCGGAGCCUCGAGGUGGAGCAACACCGCAUCGCCAAUGCCAACUUCAACCUGAGCAGCCAGAUCGCCUCGCUGGACAAGCUGCACACCUCGAUGUUGGAGCUGCUCGAGGACGUGGAGGGUCUGCAGACUAAGAUGGACAAGAGCAUCCCCGAGCUGCGGCACGAGAUCUCCAAGCUGGAGUUCGCCAACGCCCAGAUCACGUCCGAGCAGAGUCUGAUCCGGGAGGAGGGCACCAACGCGGCCCGAUCCCUGCAAGCCAUGGCCGUGAGUGUGAGUGUCCUGCAGGAGGAGCGUGAGGGAAUGAAGAAGCUGUCCGUCAACGUGGACCAACUGAGGACCAACGUGGACCGAUUGCAGUCACUGGUCAACGAUGAACUGAAGAAUAAGCUCUCCCACCUGAACAAGCCCCACAAGCGGCCGCAUCACCAGAUUGCCCAGCUGCAGACGCCGCAGGAGGACUCCUCCUCCCCCAUCGACUCCGUCCUGGCCGAGACCCUGGUUAGCGAGCUGGAGAACGUGGAGACCCAGUACGAGGCCAUCAUCAACAAGCUGCCGCAUGACUGCAGCGAGGUGCACACCCAGGCGGAUGGACUGCAUCUGAUUGCGCCCGCGGGCCAGCGACACCCGCUGAUGACGCACUGCACCGCCGACGGUUGGACGACGGUGCAGCGGCGGUUCGACGGCAGCGCCGACUUCAACCGCUCGUGGGCGGACUACGCCCAGGGAUUCGGGGCGCCCGGCGGUGAGUUCUGGAUUGGCAACGAGCAGCUGCACCACCUGACCGUGGACAACUGCAGCCGGCUGCAGGUGCACAUGCAGGACAUCUACGACAACGUUUGGGUGGCCGAGUACAAGCGCUUCUACAUAUCCUCCCGCGCCGACGGCUAUCGGCUGCACAUCGCCGAGUACUCCGGGAACGCCAGCGAUGCCCUGAACUACCAGCAGGGAAUGCAGUUCUCGGCCAUCGACGACGACCGGGACAUCUCGCAGACGCACUGUGCUGCUAACUAUGAGGGUGGCUGGUGGUUCUCUCAUUGCCAGCACGCCAAUCUCAAUGGGCGCUACAAUCUGGGCCUGACUUGGUUCGAUGCCGCUCGCAACGAAUGGAUAGCGGUCAAGUCAAGCCGCAUGCUGGUCAAGCGCCUGCCCGCCGCCGAGUGCCAAGCGAGUCCCGUUGCCGCCGCCGCUGCCGCUUCCGUUUCCGGUUCAGCCACAGAAGCAACAACAGCAGCAGCAGCGCCGGCGGCGGUGACGACGGCGAAGCCCACCAACAACAACAGUGUGGUGCAGUUCGUGGCCGCCGGGCAGGCGUAAGUGAGCUGCUCCCGCUUUUAACGGAGGGGAUGAAACCGCUACAGUGAACCACCACAGCCAUGCCUACUAUAGUUGGGAGUCCACUGUUUGUCUGUGGGAGGUGGAUCUGAAAGAUCGGGGCUAGAUAAGUGUAAAAAUUGGGGGCCAAUGGCCCCCACUCCCAUAACCUCCCACUCAUUGUAAAUACAUACCCAGCAGAUCAGACCUAAGUUGUAGCAUUAGUCUUUCGAAUGGAGCUUACUCUGGCCUUAGAGUACCCUAGCCGUAUGCGUAAAUUAGUUGGCCACCACCAGGCCCCCUUUUCGCCCGUAUAAAUAUUCGAUUCUUUGGUCUUUCAAGAAGAUCUCAUAGAGGCUUAAGUUCCGCGGCGGCUCAAACUAAAGCGAGAGCGACAGAGACAGAGAGAGCAUAUCAUUUAAGGGAGUGCAGAGUGCAGAGUGCAGAGUUAAUGUCUAGAUAUAAUCGUCCCAUAAACUAAAACUUAAACUAAUCUAGAUGUAUCGUAUAAGAGGCCUAAUCUCGCUUAGGCUCAUCUCAGACAAAUAAUAAAUAUACAGACGGACGCGCGGGGAGGAGAGGAGAUCUUUCUAGCCUAAGUCACCAUAUCAGUCAUAUGAGUAUAGAUCUACUAGUUAUAGCGUUGGUAAAUGUACUUGUAAUUGUUGUACCAUACAAUAGUGUCUACGCAUUCGUUUUCCCGCUUACUAAGUGUCUGCUUCAGUCCAAAACCAACCUACACAAUUCCCCCAACCGAUGGAGUCGCAUGCCAAAGAGAUCAAGUCAGAAAUAAAACAGAUAAUAUGCAAGUUUUUACGACAAGAGAAACUGAAAACUAUUUUCUGCAGUUUUGCAUAUACCAAAAAUAAAUAACAAACAAAUGAAGUGAGCGAAGGGCAAGAAACCAUAAGAGCUAAAAAAUGCAUUUAGCCCGUAAGUUAUGAACUAUAUUAUGUAUACAUUAAUUUUAUGUCCUGUAAGUUAAGCAACUAAAAGGAAAACCACGAAGCUUGGCCCCUAGACCGGCGUAUUUUACAAUAAAUGGAUUGAUG
Drosophila subpulchrella is the source of this 3737-nucleotide messenger RNA. It is a transcript of the gene sca, whose product is annotated as protein scabrous. Lineage: Eukaryota; Metazoa; Arthropoda; Insecta; Diptera; Drosophilidae. The transcript is spliced from 4 exons. The coding region runs from base 388 to 2688 and encodes 766 amino acids. The record is from RefSeq and is a predicted model, not a curated record.